This is a messenger RNA of Syzygium oleosum, 2218 nucleotides long. RefSeq names its product cyclin-A2-1. Gene Ontology annotation, molecular function: cyclin-dependent protein serine/threonine kinase regulator activity. The coding region runs from base 267 to 1763 and encodes 498 amino acids. Gene Ontology annotation, cellular component: nucleus; cytoplasm; cyclin-dependent protein kinase holoenzyme complex. Lineage: Eukaryota; Viridiplantae; Streptophyta; Magnoliopsida; Myrtales; Myrtaceae. The record is from RefSeq and is a predicted model, not a curated record. The transcript has 13 exons. Gene Ontology annotation, biological process: mitotic cell cycle phase transition; regulation of cyclin-dependent protein serine/threonine kinase activity.
UCAACGCACAGUCACACUCUCUCUCCUUCACUCUCCUUCACUCCCUCCCCUCCCCACUUUCUCUCUCCUCCCGACGGAGCUUUCUCUCUCUACGCCUCCCUCCCUCCGGGCCUCCUCCGGAGGGGGUCGCGGAGCUCCAACCACGGCAGCGUGACUUGGUCUUUACACUUGGCUUUUCAAAUUUCAUAUUGAGCAUUUGCAGAAUGCUCAUUCGUCAUUGCUCGUGAUACAAGGAUAGUGGGUGCAAUGAGGAGCCAUUUAAUUUGAUGACACGUAUUCCCACAGGGAUGAAUGCAAAUAUGAACAAAGAAAAUGCAGUCAGAACAAAAAACGAAGCACCCACUACCCGAAUUACCCGAUCAAGGGCUAAAGCAUUGGGCAUGUCAACGGGGAUGCUCUCAUCCUCAAGGCCCUCUUUUAAACAGGAACAAAAACAUGCUGUCCGUGCAAAUGCCAAUAGAUCAGCAUCAGAUGAGAAAAAAGGAACUAAGGUUGGAAAUGCGGGCAAGCAGCGCAAAAAGAGAGCAGUACUCAAAGAUGUCACCAACAUCUUUUGUGAGAAUUCAUACUUGAACUGUGUCAAUGCUACCAAAGCUCAGACCAGCAAGCAGGGUAGAAAGCGGUCUCUGAAGAAGGACACAGAUGUGCAUCAAAGUGGAGCUGUCCAAAUAAUUCAGGAGGAUGUCAAAGCGGAAUUUGUAGAAGAGUUGUCCAAAAUAAAAGUGGCAGAUUCUAUAGAAAUCACUAUCCCAGACAAAUGGGCAAAACGAGACAAUUCAGAGCAUAGUAUCUCUGUAUGGGAUGCGGUAGCAGAGUCUUCAAGAAAGCCACGAGAUGAAUGUCUUAGAACUUAUGAUGAAGAAUAUAGAAAUGGUGAGAAGUCAGCAGCCCAAGUUCAUCCAAGUAUCGUAGAUAUAGAUUCAAAACGCGCGGAUCCUCAAGCUUGCACCCCAUAUGCACUGGAUAUAUACAACUAUAAACGCAUAACAGAGCUUGAACGAAGACCUUCAACUAUAUAUAUGGAAACCCUGCAGGAAGAUAUCACUCCAAACAUGCGUGGAAUUCUAAUUGACUGGCUUGUUGAGGUUUCUGAAGAAUAUAAACUAGUUCCCGAUACUCUUUACCUCACUGUGAAUCUUAUAGACCGGUUUCUCUCACAAAACUUUGUUGAGAAGCAAAGACUCCAAUUGCUUGGUGUUACUUGCAUGCUAAUUGCCUCGAAGUACGAGGAAAUUUGUCCACCAAGAGUGGAAGAGUUUUGCUUUAUCACGGACAAUACCUAUACAAGACCAGAGGUAUUGAAAAUGGAGAGUCAAGUUCUAAAUCUUCUGCAUUUUCAGUUGUCUGUUCCCACCAUAAAAACAUUUCUAAGGAGAUUUGUUCAAGCUGCCCAAGUAUCGAGUGAGGUCCCUUCCAUUGAACUAGAAUAUUUGUCAAAUUAUUUGGCGGAGGUAACGCUUGUUGAGUAUAGCUUCUUAAAGUUUCUGCCUUCCCUUACGGCUGCAUCUGCUGUACUUCUUGCCAGAUGGACACUCAAUCAAGCUGACAACCCUUGGAAUCUAACUUUAGAGCACUACACCAAUUACAAGGCAUCAGAGUUAAAAACUGCGGUUCUUGCAUUGGAAGGUUUGCAGCUCAACACCUGUGGUUCCACCCUAAAUGCUAUACGUGAAAAGUAUAGACAACAAAAGUUCAAACACGUGGCGACUUUAACUCCCUCCGAACCUGCGCUUUCACUCUUCCAAAGAUUUAACUACGACUGAUCUUCCUGAAGGGCUAACUUGAGAAUAAUCAGAUGGAGUGACUUCCCACAUUGCGGCACUUCAAGGGUGAAUUUGAGCUCCACUAAUCGGAUGUCUACUCACAUUUUUUUGUCAAACUGCGUUUUUGUUGUCCAUAUUCAUGUUCUCGUUGUUGUAGCAUUUAUUUAUGGUCUGGUGCUUCCAGACCAGUCCAUUCAUGACAAGGAACUCUCGGAUCAUGACCCAUGCGAGGCGGCAAACCAUACGCCUCUCGGCAAAAUAAGCCUGGGAAUUUUCCUUGGUCUCUAGGAGCUCUUACAGUAACCCUAUUUCUUUUGCUUGCUCGAGUGUCAAGCUUUUAGAUGUACCGUUUAGUAAAACAGUACUUCUCCAAAAGAAGAUUUGGAGAUCAUUCUCUUUGUACUCCAAUGAAUUUAACAGAAUCAUACUGGAAUUUGUCUGUUACUUCUUCAGUA